CACCGCUGGAGCUGCUGAGAGAGUCGGAAAAUGGCUGCUGCGAGAAUGUUUUUUAGGGGACUUUUCCUAAAUCUUAAGGAUGAUAAACAGAGAAGACAAAAGAAAUGAAGAGAGAAGGUUAAAACAAAACCUCUCAUCUGAGAUUUGACCUCAGAAGGGAAAUCCUGGAGGUGAAGCCAUUGCAGAGAAGGAGCAAAAGAAGGAAGUGUUUGUGUGACAAGAAAGCCACUUAAAUGAUGAAAAAAUUCACACUGUUUGAUUUUGUAAAUGAUAAUUCACUGCAAAUUGGAGAGACUUCCUGGAUACAGGACCUUCCCUGUGACGACAAUGAACUAGAAAGACUUCUGAAACCUAAUGAGCAUGUACUAGUGAACUGGCCUGUGGGAGAAAGAAAGACAGAAAAGCACCUGGUGAAAGUUGUGUACAUGAGUGAUGAUCCCCAAGAGCUGGUAGAAAUGAUGCAAAAGAUAUUACGAGCAGAUGAAAUUACAAAAAUACAAGUCCUUGGAAAAGGCAAGAGAAAGAGGAUAGAAAUGAUAUUCUCAGAAAGUGAGGACAGUGACCUGGAUAAAGAAAAGGGGAAGAUGAUGAAACAUAUAAAAAGAAAGAAAUCAUUGCAGGCAUCUACUCCUGCCAACAUCCUGAGUCAACUUGAAACAUCUUUAAUUAACAAACAGAGAGAACCAUACUCAGGAAGCAACUUUCUAUAUAGUGAAAGUAGCAGUGAUGAUGAAGAGCCUUUAUUUCAACUCUCCAAGGUAGAACUAUGUGCCAAAAUUAAAAGUCUCAAGAGGAAGCUGACAGAUACCAUGAGAGAAAACUGCCGCCUAAGGCAGUCCCUGGUGAUGCUUCAAGUGUUGCCGCAGGCAGUCACUCAUUUUGAGGAGCUGGUAGGGAUGGCUGAAGCGCUGCUCAAAGGAGGAGUGACAUCAUCUACGUCCAGUCUGCAUCCACAUGCUGUUUGGAAGGCAUCUCACAAUCCAUUAGCAGAUUCCUAUGCAGCUAUGCAUAGUAACUCCAGCUCACCAAUAACUUUGAAUGUGGAAGAUGAGGAGCAACAGACUGAAAAACAGUUCAAGAUCGAAAAGUGGCAGAUUGCACUUUGUAACAAGAGCAAACCUCAAAAAUUUAUAAAUGACUUGAUGCAAGCACUUUAUACACAUGAAUACAUGGCUACACACAGCCUGACCGGUGCAAAGUCCUCCUCUUCAAAGGAUAAAGCGGCAAAACCAGCUAUGAAUCAGAAUGAAGUUCAGGAAAUCAUAGGAAUCACAAAACAGUUGUUUCCAAACACAGAUGAUGCUUUAAUUAGGCGAAUGAUGGGACAAAAACUGAACAAUUGCACCAAGAAGCCAAUUUUAAGCAAAGAUCUUAACUCAGGUGCUUUUCAGAAACAUAGCUUUUGUGGUUCAACAGCUGCUCCUCAGGGCAUCAUCUCUUUGGCUGCUCCUCCUUGUACGCAAGACCAGAAGGAUGAUGAUUCACCAGCUGCUAAUGCACAACUUCAGCAAAGUGACAGCUGCCUGACUCCUCCACCUCCCACCCCAGAAGGUCAGCAAGAGUGUCCCAAACCCACUUCUUCUAAGGCGGAGUCUCAACUCGCCAGCAGCUCACCAGCGCCCUCUCCCAACCAAGGUUGUGGACAGGAUCUCAGGAAUUCAGACAAGAAUUAACAGAAGUUUCAUUCCAGCUCACAUGCUCAAUGGAGAUUAAGAAGCAGUAUAAAAUAAGAAAGAAAUAAUAUCUAAAUUUUACUAGAUAUAUGGUAGUGUCCAACAGUGGACAGAGACAGAUGCCUGAGAACUCUUUUUUUCUCAAACAAAUGAAAAUCCCAUACUCUAGAAAAAAAAAAAAUGAAGGUGUAUUAAUAUAUUUGGAUUUAAGAUGUUAUAAGAUAUAUGCAUGUUAUGUGAUAAUUAAAACUUGUACUGAAGGACAAAAGUAGAGUUCCCCUUAGUUAGAAAAAAACAUUAUUUAAUGUACUACCAAAAGAAUAUAUAUAAGGAACCUUGCUUUCACCUUGACAGCUGAGGGAAAACUGCUUAAUUGAUCAAAGAAAGCUACUGUAUACUAAUGCAAAAAAAAUAUAGUGAUAUGGAGAGAAAAAUAGAAAGAUCUCCUAGUGAAAUGAAGACUGUGGCCAGCACAGGAGCAGAAAGCACAGGGCCACAUGAGCAGAGAAGAAAUAAAAUAUAUGUUUAAGGCUGCUACUAACUUGGAAAACAAAAAAACUUAGGACAAUGAAACUGAAACUUUGAAGAUAUCCACAGGAAAGAAGCAGCUAUUUUUUAACCUCUCGAAGUAGGAAAGGCAAUGGAAGAAGCCAUGUUCCUUUGUAGCUCAGGGAAGAGUCCUCCAGGAGAGCCUGUUUAGUUAUAGAAGCCAUUUUCUUACAGGGAUUCUGCUGCUGGUACUCUGCUGGUUUGGCAGCUCUUGCUCUUUCUCUUCUUCCCUGACCAUCAGGUCCAUAGAAUAAGGGUGCCUGGUCCCUUCAGUUUGGAAAUAGAGGACACUUAAGCAGAAGCAACUAGUAAAGGGCAGAGUUGCCAGUUUCUACUCCCUGUGUUUUGAUUUUGGUAUGCUACUCCUUGCUUGGAGAAAGGGUGGACAGGCAGAAUAUUCCUCAUGGGACUAGGACCAGAAAAAUCCCAGUAUCUGGGCAGUUCCCCUAGAGAUCUGACACCACUUCUUCCAGGAAGCAGCUGGCAGUCACACAGACCCUAUAAUAGCCUUAGGAGGAGGAGUGGAAGGUGCACGUUCCCCAGGGUAGUGGUUACAGCACCAAGGCUGGCAGAAUUCAAGAAGUGUUUGG
Molecule: messenger RNA, 2812 nt
Organism: Pseudopodoces humilis (Tibetan ground-tit)
Lineage: Eukaryota; Metazoa; Chordata; Aves; Passeriformes; Paridae
Gene: BEND6
Product: BEN domain containing 6
Biological process (GO): positive regulation of neuron differentiation; negative regulation of Notch signaling pathway
Cellular component (GO): nucleus
Molecular function (GO): DNA binding; transcription corepressor activity
Source: RefSeq, a predicted model, not a curated record